ACCAGGGACGCGGCGGCGGCGGGACCGGCAGGGUCAGCAUGGGGAAGCAGAAGAAGGCGCGGAAGUACGCGGUCAUGAAGCGCAUGAUCAGCCUCCGGGACGAGCGCCUUAAAGAGAAGGACCGCGUAAAAGCCCCUGUGAAGAAGAAGGAGGACCCGAGUGCCAUCAAAGAGCGGGAGGUGCCCCAGCAUCCCUCUUGCUUGUUCUUCCAAUAUAAUACACAGCUGGGCCCCCCUUACCACAUCCUGGUUGACACUAACUUCAUCAACUUCUCCAUCAAGGCCAAACUGGACCUAGUGCAGUCGAUGAUGGACUGUCUCUAUGCCAAGUGUAUUCCAUGUAUCACAGAUUGUGUAAUGGGUGAAAUUGAAAAGUUAGGACAGAAGUACCGUGUGGCAUUAAGAAUUGCCAAGGACCCUCGCUUUGAACGCUUGCCAUGUAUGCACAAAGGAACCUACGCCGACGACUGCUUGGUGCAGAGGGUCACUCAGCACAAAUGUUACAUUGUGGCCACAGUGGAUAAAGAGCUCAAGCGGAGAAUACGAAAAAUCCCUGGAGUGCCCAUAAUGUAUAUUUCCAGGCACAGGUACAAUAUUGAGAGGAUGCCAGAUGAUUAUGGAGCUCCCCGAUUCUAACCUGUCCAGUCAAGCCAUCAAUGCCCGGACUGUGAGCCAGGACAAGGGUCCUUCUGAUUCUACCCUCCUCCUUUCUUCUUUUGUUGGAACUCUGCUCAUAGGACUGUGGAUAACACCAAACCGACUUCUUAACCUUGUUUUUCUAAGAAAAAGCUAUUUUGAAGAGUCUGGUUUUAUUCAUCCAUCCUCUGCCUUGGUCUGAUUACCUACAGCUGGGAGAAGCAUAUGGGAAAGAGAGGGCAGCAGGACCAAGAAUGUGCCUAGCUCUGCAUCAGGACCAUUGGAAAACAUGAUUUCAGCAUCCUGAAUUAAAUAUUGAUGAUGCAACUCUGAGAAUGAAACCACAAGAGAUUCUAAGUUUCUUACUGCUGCACCUGGAGUAUACCUGGGACAGGUAUUCCUUUGGGAAGCUACCUCACACCUGUUCAGUCAAAUCAGCAUCUGCAUUCUGCAAAAAAGACAUCAGAUCUGCACCAGUUGGUGGCUUUCUCUGGAAAAGCAGUCUAGAUUUUAUUCAGAAUUGAUAGGCUUUUAUUCAACUGCACAGUGAAUGAAGUUUGUUUAAACCUCCUCU
Molecule: messenger RNA, 1209 nt
Organism: Melozone crissalis (California towhee)
Lineage: Eukaryota; Metazoa; Chordata; Aves; Passeriformes; Passerellidae
Gene: FCF1
Product: FCF1 rRNA-processing protein
Exons: 8
Coding region: 39-635 (198 amino acids)
Cellular component (GO): nucleolus; small-subunit processome
Source: RefSeq, a predicted model, not a curated record